Dendrobium catenatum is the source of this 1513-nucleotide messenger RNA. RefSeq names its product ataxin-3 homolog. Gene Ontology annotation, biological process: protein deubiquitination. The transcript is spliced from 2 exons. The coding region runs from base 252 to 1205 and encodes 317 amino acids. Gene Ontology annotation, molecular function: cysteine-type deubiquitinase activity. The record is from RefSeq and is a predicted model, not a curated record. Lineage: Eukaryota; Viridiplantae; Streptophyta; Magnoliopsida; Asparagales; Orchidaceae. Gene Ontology annotation, cellular component: nucleus.
CCACUUUUGUGUUUGAGACGAAAAAUGCAGCAUCACUGAAGCACUCGUUGUCUGCCAGCGUAAGUUGCACACCACUCCACGUGGAAAACCGUUGUGUGAAAGGAAAGGCCACAAUGGCAACCGUCGUCUUUCGUCUCCGGAGUAAAAACAAAGCAAACGAGAAGAGCUCUUUCUAGCUUCCACUCCCUUUAGGGUUUGGCAAACUCGCAUUCGAUCCAUCAACAAGAUUCUUCAAGGGCUUUCCCCUUGAAAUGGAAGGUCCUAGCAAUGGCGGGCUCCUUUACCACGAGGUGCAGGAGGCUAAACUGUGUGCAGUUCACUGCGUGAAUACCAUUCUACAGGGGCCCUUCUUCUCGGAAGUUGAUCUUGCAGCGCUUGCCUCCGAUCUCGACCAGAAGGAGCGGAUGAUGAUGAUGGAGGCAAGCGGCGGCUUUUCGGGGGAUUUCCUAUCGGAGGGCUCCUACAACGUGUCCAUGGGCGGGGAUUUCAGCAUUCAGGUUUUGCAGAAGGCUCUUGAAGUAUGGGAUCUUCAAGUUAUCCCCCUCGACUCCCCUAUUGCCGAAGCAUCUAAAUAUGACCCUGAGCUGGAGAAUGCCUUCAUUUGUCAUCUCCAGGACCACUGGUUCUGCAUCCGCAUAGUAAAUGGAGAAUGGUAUAAUUUCAACAGUCUCUAUCCUGCUCCCGAACAUCUCUCUAAGUUUUAUCUAUCUGCUUACUUGGAUUCUCUCAAGGGUUCCGGCUGGAGCAUUUUCUUAGUUAGGGGAAUAUUUCCUAAGGAAUGCCCUAUCUCAGCAUCUGAUUCUGCAAAUGGUUUUGGCCAAUGGCUGACACCAGAUGAUGCAAAGAGGAUAACAAUGUCUUGCAAUCAGGUCCAAGGUCCUACACCAAGAGAUCCUUCAACUCCACCUACUAAUCAAUCACCUGAAGAACCUGAUUCAAUUGCACAGCAGGAAGAACAAGAUCUUAGAGCUGCAAUCGCUGCCAGCCUUAUGGAUUUCUCUGAUUUCCGUGCCAGAAAUAGCGGCAAAGACGAUAUAAGCAGCUCCAUGCCUUUAGCGACCGCCAUGGCGAGCUCGAGCUCAGCUUCUGUUCUGGCUGAAGAUGAUGACGUAGUUCAUCCUGAUGCAGGUGCUAAUGAGGUUGAGUUCAAAGACACCAAAUUGUCGAGUUCUUUUUCACAUGGUAAAGAUGAUGACAAUCAAUGAGUUGCAGACGGACCAUGCUUAUGCUCUUCAAAAUGGUUUCUCACUGCACAUCUAAAGAGAAAAUUUAUAGGCCUUUAGUUUUCAUUUCUUUAUAGUUUGAACUUUGAAACUUGAACUUCCAUAUGGAUAAAUGGAUACUCGGUGUUUGUCGGUCAGGCGCCUUGUGGGAGCUUUAACUUCUAUGUGGAUAAAUGGAUGCUCAGUUUCUUUGUUCAGUUGUGUGCUUUUAGAUUAAGAUGAACAUGGUAGCAUUAGGAGAAAUGAUUUGCUUAGUAAUGUUAAAAAAACUUUAUGUUUUGUAUAGAAUA